Messenger RNA from Mauremys mutica (yellowpond turtle), 3245 nucleotides. Its product is annotated as neuropeptide Y receptor type 1-like. Bases 527 to 1630 code for a protein of 367 amino acids. The transcript is spliced from 3 exons. Gene Ontology annotation, molecular function: neuropeptide binding; pancreatic polypeptide receptor activity. NCBI's taxonomy places the organism in Eukaryota, Metazoa, Chordata, Testudines, Geoemydidae. Gene Ontology annotation, biological process: G protein-coupled receptor signaling pathway. Gene Ontology annotation, cellular component: neuron projection; plasma membrane. The record is from RefSeq and is a predicted model, not a curated record.
AGUGCCUGGCAAUGCUUUCAGGAUCAUGUAAGGAUCCUUAAUUUAAUUUAAUGACAAGCCUUUUGUUAUCUUAAUCACCCUGCCUCUGUGUAUAAACAAACUCCCAGCUGUACUUGUGUUCCCAUAACCCAGCCUGCUUUCAAAUCCCAGCUGUGAGUUCCUGCCCCACAGCCUCCUCUCCGCUUCCCAUCUCUCCUGCCCUCCAAGGAAAAGGGGAUAAAGCAGAGAGGCUGCAAAGUGCCACUGGAAGUGCCAGCCCCGCGGAGCCUCCCGCUGCCGGGGGAUCCCGGCUGGUGCCAUCCCAGGAGCCGCCCCCGCCCCGCAGAGCCCCCCCGCCAGGGCGUCUCCGCGUCGCCUUAAGACUGGCCGGGCCCCUCCCGCGCCGGCCGGGAGCGCAGCGGAGCCGCCAGCCCGGAGCGGGGCCAGACCCUGCCGCGCCGCGCCGGACCGGACCCUGUCGGAGCCAGGCUGAGGACGCUGUGAACAGUGUCCUGCCCCCAGCACAGCCCCCGGCCAGGAGCAGAGGAUGGACGAGCUGCUGAAGCUCAUGUACCUGAACGUCUCGGAGCGGCUGAGCCUGCCCUGGGAGCAGGCUGGGCUGUGUGGCCCCUCGGUGGGGAACAGCACCGUCCUGGUUGUGGCCUACAGCGCCCUGCUGGCCGUGGGGCUGGUUGGGAACCUGGGCCUGGUCUGCGUCAUUGCCCGGCACAAGGAGAUGAGGAACGUCACCAGCAUCUUCAUAGCCAACCUGGCCUGCUCCGACCUGCUGAUGAGCGUGGUGUGCCUGCCCAUCACCGUCAUCUACACGCUCAUGGACCGUUGGGUGCUGGGCGAGUUCCUGUGCAAGGCCAGCCCCUUCGCGCAGUGCGUCUCCGUCACCGUCUCCAUCCUCUCGCUGGCCUGGAUUGCGCUGGAGCGGCACCAGCUCAUCAUCAACCCCACUGGGUGGAAGCCAGGGGCCACUCACGCCUACCUGGCCGUGAGCGUCACCUGGCUGGUGUCGGGCUGCGUCUCCCUGCCCUUCCUCGCGUUCAGCGUCCUGACGGACGAGCCCUUCCGCAACCUCAGCCUGCCCUUCGAUGCCUUCGCCGGCCACCUGGUGUGCGUGGAGAAGUGGCCGUCGGAUGGGCACCGCCUGGCCUACACCACCGGGCUGCUGCUUGGCCAGUACUGCCUGCCCCUGCUGCUCAUCCUGGCCUGCUACUGCCGCAUCUUCCUGCGCCUGCGCCGCCGGCGGGACAUCUUGGAGCGGCCCCCGCACGGCUCCCGUGCCGCCAGCCACCGGCGGGUCAGCGUCAUGCUGGCCUGCCUUGUCGCCGCCUUCGCCGUGUGCUGGUUGCCCCUGACCGUCUUCAAUGCCCUGUACGACUGGGCCCACGAGACCAUCUCCGGCUGCUACCAUGACCUGCUCUUCUCCCUCUGCCACCUGGCGGCCAUGGCCUCCACCUGCAUCAACCCCGUCCUCUACGGCUUCCUGAACACCAACUUCCAGCAGGAGCUCAAAGCCCUGCUCCACCGCUGCAGCUGCGCUGUGGAGACGGACACGUACGAGAGCGUCCCCAUGUCCACCGUCAGCACCGAGGUCUCCAAAGCCUCACUGCGCAGCGGGGGGGUCGCCACCGACGCCUGACGGGCGGCUGCUCCCAGCGUGUGGUGCCAAGAGCAGAACCCACCAUAGCCUCGCCCGGCGGGCGGGGGGAUACUGCUCUGUUGUACGCACUCUCUGCACAUCUAGGGCAGCCCUCUGCCCCUCCCUCAGGCACAGCUCAGAUCUGGAGGGAGCCUGGAAGUGAGCUCCAGGGAACCCCAAAGAAACCAGCCAGAGCCUGGCCAUGAGAAGUCCUGGGUUCUGAGCCUGGCUCUGACACACAUUCUCCCUGAGCCACUCACUCAGGCUCCAAUUUUCAGCCUGGAGAUUUUCAGAGUGGCCGGAGGCACCCCCUGGAAUGGAGGAGCAGUGGGUGUCUGACUGCCCCAGAUAGCCCAGUGCUGGUGCCUCGUUCUAACCCCGUAGAUCGGGCCCUGGCUGGGUUUGCCAAAGGGCUGCGCUGCUGGAGCUCAGCACCUGUAAAAAUCAGGCGCUGAACUCUGGAGUGAGGCGUCUAAUGUGAGGCAUCAGCCUAGAGAUUUUUGGCCUUCAUCUCUCUGCCUGUGUUUCCCCUGUGUUCAGACGAGGCUGAUAACACUUCGCCAUUGCACAGUUCGGGAUGGGCAUGGCGGGAUGAAACGAACACGCUUGGAACAUCAGCGGCCCUGUAAUAGGGUUAAGCAUCAUUAUCACAUUGGAAAUGUCCCUGCUUGGGGCCUUUUACCAAGUAAUGGAUGAGCUGGUUUUCAAAGGGGGACAACCCCCCCGCAUGCGCAGAUGGUGGGUGCAUUGCCUGGCUGGGUGAUUCAAUGUGUAGUCGGUGGUUAGAUCUGCAGCUAUGGGAGGCAAACACAAAUUAUUCCAGGUGCAUUUAAAGAACAUCUUGAAUCUGUCUAUUGUAUCCUAGGCAUUCCUGCCAGGCACAUUGAUUGCCAUGGUAUCUGAGCACCGUCACACGGAACUAUCCAGCAGCACAUGCGAGCAGCUGACUUGUGCAAGAAAAUCGCCAUUUUCAUGUGUAACUGGGGCAUUAGCACCUACUUUGAGUCCUAUGAAAAUUCUGCUGUUUGCAAAACAAUACACAGAGCCCUUGAUUUCAGAGAUUUGUGAUGAUCUCCUAAAACUCCCAAAUGACCGAUUUAAAACCAAAAAAAAAAAAAAAAGAAAAGAAAAGAAACCGAUAUUCCUUUAACUCAUUUGUUGGUAUUUUGAAGUGAAAAAAAGAUGCAGUCAGGAUGGGCUAUUAAAGGGGCGCUGUGGAGAGAUGGGUCACUUGUUUUUCUAAAAGCAAAAUCCCCUUAUCUGUGACUCCGGUAGCACCUUAGAUUAUUCAACCUGAAAAAGAAUUCCGAGAUCUAAUUUCCUUUUCACCGGUGAGUUUUGUGCUCCAUUCUCCUUUCAGUCCCACCCGUUUUACAAGUGACUGCACAGGUGAUAUUCCUGAUUUACACCAAUGUCCGGAAGUGGAGAAUCACUCCCCUUACUGUAUUUCCCACCAGCUCACUCAGUCACUGGCAGUAGUUGGUUUCUGAGCAGUGUCACUUUCUGGGGCUUCCUGGUUGGGGCCAGGGCCGGCUCCAGACCCCAGCACGCCAAGCACGCGCUUGGGGCGGCGUCCCGCGGGAGGGCGGCAGGCAGCUCCGGUGGACCUCCUGCA